GCCAAAGGUGUUCGAGUUCUGGCGGUUAUACGGUAUGUGUAACGGGUACCUAUCGAUUCAAGAUGGUAGCACUCUUUCCUUUUUGUCUUGGAAUUGCUAAAUUAGAAGAAUAUAUUUAUGUAGAUGUUUUUCUUUAACACUCGAUGAAUUAUUUACCUGGUGUAUAUAAAUAGACGAAAAGUAGAAUUUAUCAAUGUGAGUAAUCCGUAAACCGGUAAAUUGGUAAAUGGUAGCCUCAAGAUCAGCCAAGGUCAAAUCGUUUUGUACAAAUGGUUCCGAUUAAUUAUCGAUUUAACUUAGUACUUUUGCCAGUUCGGUUAUAUACUUUAAAAUUUAAAUUGAUACGUGAUCAAUCUAUACUAUACAAUCAUAUAUAUUUAGGAUUGGUGUAUCGUUUAUUUAUUUAGGAGUUCGAAUGGAACUAUGUUCAUUUGUUGGUGGAACUAGCUGGAUUGUGAGGAAAGAUUUCUGGGUAUUGUACGAAGAAUUUGUGUUGGUAGACCUAUUGAAUGAGAAUGGAAAUGGAAAAGAAAGAUAGAAGUUCCGUCACCGAAGAAGAAUUUUUGAGAUUGGCCCAGCUCAUCCCACCGAGGUACUAUUCAGAUUUAGGGAUACAUUUGGGAAUCUCAUCUGCUGAACUUGAUCAUAUCAUUGUCCAACAUUCAUCGGAUUACAAGGAUGCAUUGAUGACAAUGUUCACACGGUGGAGAGAUGAACAACAUCCAGAUGGAGACAUCAGAGCUCUUCUUGCAGAAGGAUUAGAAAAGAGUGACUUAGGGGGAUUGUCCAAAGAACUUCUAGCUGGGAAUCUAAUCCAGAAAACAACAGAUGUCUCACAAGAAACUGUAUCCUCAAGAGCAUCAACUUCAACAGGAGCAGCAGACGUAUCGGCAUUAUCACAUACCAUCAGUGAGAGAGAACUUUUGAUGUUGUCAACAGAGAUCGGACCAAAUUACUACAAGAAAGUUGGCAUUAACCUGAAUAUCUCGUUUGUGACUCUUGAUAAAAUAAAGAAAGACACACAAGAUACUACUGAUGCAUUGAUGACAGUAUUCACAAGAUGGAGGGAUAAACAGCUUCCAGACACAAACAUCAGGGCUCAUCUUGCAGAGGCUUUAUAUCAUAGUGACUUAGGUUUCCUCUCUCACAAGUUGAUUACUGGAAAUCUAUUAACAAAGUCAAAAGGUACACCUGUGACAAUUCCAGUAUCAGAGACCAAACCACUUACCCCUGACCUGAUUAAGAGAUGUACAGAUGAGCUCCAAGACAAGUACAGGACUGAUUUCUGUAUGAUAAGAGCUGAUCCACUAGAUCCUGAUUCUAUUGUGCCAUUCGAAGAUAUGUACACAAGCCUUUUCUUGGAAAAAGAAAAACGAAGUAAAAGGAAUCAACUUGAGUACAAGGAUCUCUUUAAUCUCAGAGUCAAUGGAGUGUUCCCCAAACGGAUUAUGAUCCAAGGAGAGGCAGGGGCUGGAAAGACCACAUUCUUGGCUAAGAUUGCAUGGGACUGGAUAAACGAUAGUCCAGAUCUCUCAAAGUUUGUGUGGGUACUCAUUAUCCCUCUGCGUGAAGCCAAGCGAUACACGAUUGGUCAGAUAGUUAAGUCCUAUCUCUCAAAGGACAACCCAGCAACAGCCUGUCAGAUCACAGAGUACAUCCGUUCAAAUCCAGAAAAGGUAUUCAUUGCCUGUGAUGGAUUAGAUGAGUUUAGUGGCAAGGUUGUACAGCACUCUGAAACCAAGCAAGGUUCAGAAGGUGCUCAGUCAGAGUCAAAUGAUCAAACUGACAGGAAAUCAGAAUCCCAAAUGAGCAAUAAGAGAGAGCAAAGUUUUGAUCAAGGCACAAACAGAAAAAAAUCAAGAUUAGAGGAGGGCAAACAACCAUGGGUAAUGCAGCAUUUUCCUUCAGGUACAUCAAGAUCUGCUGAUCAAACCACAGUAGGAUCAGAUACAAGUCCAUCAAGUAUAUCUAUACACCAAAGAACUAAUCCCAAAUCCAGUGUAAAUUCUAUGGAGAGAGGUGAUAUCACUGUUGAAGAUAUUCUUUGCUCAGAUGAACUUCAUACUUGCCCAGUAAUGGUGACAAGCCGUCCAUGGAAGGCCAAUGAAAUAAGAUGGAAUGAUAGUUUAAGAAGACUAUACACAUUCAUCCACGUGGAAGGCUUUAGCAGGGAGAAUGCUAAGGUUUACAUUCGCAAUUACUUCAAAGACACUGAGGCUACAGCAGAUGAAUUCAUCCAAUUGUUUGAAAACAAUGAUAUCAUAUCAGAGAAUAUGGCGCCAUAUCCUAUCUACAUAUCUAUGCUCUGUCACAUGUGGAGAGAACUUGAUGACAACAAGAAAGAAGAGUUGAAGUCUUUUCAAACAUUUUCUGAAAUAUUCCGUGAAGUGUUUGAAUUCCUAAAGGUGCGUUAUGUUCAGAAAGAGAUCCCAGAUUUAAGUAGCCCAUUAUUUAAUACAUAUCGCUCUGAAAUAGAGAAACUCCUGAAACCAAUUUCCAAGGUUGCUUUUACAGGACUACAAUCAAAUAACCUUAUUUUCAAUGAAGAAGAUCUUGAACAGUACUCAGACUCUGUGGAAACAGCAUGCAAAGUAGGGGUGUUGUCACAGGAGAAUAAGCUCUCAUCCAUUCAUGAUAAGAGCAGUCGCUACCUUCAGUCAACAUUCUUCUUUCCUCAUAAACUAUUCCAGGAGUACAUGGCUGCAGUCUAUCUUGCUUCUCUCUAUGAUUCAGAUCGCAAUGAAUUUAAGAGGCUGAUUGAGGAAGUAGUGAUCCCUAGGAAGGAAGAGUUUAGGUAUCUCCUGUACUUCACUGUGUCUCAGAACAAAAACAUUGCCAAGUAUACCACAAAAUGUCUGUUACAACAGUACACCCAAAGCCAAGGACAGACAGAGAUGAAUUUCUUGGUUGAUGUAGCUUUUGAGAGUCAAGAUGAAGAUACCAAUGCCAUGCUUCGGAAUUCAGUAUCAUCUCUGUCCAUCCAUGUUGAAGACACACACACUAUAGCUGGUUAUGCAUCCACUGGGAUAUAUUCAAAGGCGAUCAUUAUGAGUGUUGGUGAUUUUGGAUCUCCUUGCUGCGGACCAGGUAUAUCAAAAGAGGUUGCAGUGAUGAUAUGCUCAGCACCGUCACUAAGGGAUGUUAAACUGAAGGCAAGAUUUCACCCUACCUUCUAUGAAACUCUUGCCAGAGAAGGAAGGAAAGCCGCAGUCCAUACUCUUGAGAUUGAGAAUAAUGAGCCUCUAUCAUCAGUCUCUUCACAUCACCUAGUAGGAGCUUUAUGCUCCCUACCUAACCUGACUAACCUGACACUGCGUGGAGAUUGUGACCAGGAGGAGUUCUGUUCUCAUCUGAAUAAGAAGGCUUCAACCUUGAAGGUCCAUACUCUUGAGAUUGAGAAUGAUGAGCCUCUAUCAUCAGCCUCUUCACAUCACCUAGUAGGAGCUGUAUGCUCCCUACCUAACCUGACUAACCUGACACUGAGAGGAGUUUGUGACCAGGAGGAGUUCUAUUCUCAUCUGAAUGAGAAGGCUUCAACCUUGAAGGUCCAUACUCUUGAGAUUGAUAAUUAUGAGCCUCUAUCAUCAGCCUCUUCACAUCACCUAGCAGACGCUUUAUGCUCUCUACCUAACCUGACUAACCUGACACUGAGAGGAGGUUGUUACCAGGAGGAGUUCUGUUCUCAUCUGAAUGAGAAGGCUUCAACCUUGAAGGUCCAUACUCUUAAGAUUUGGAAUGAUGAGCCUCUAUCAUCAGCCUCUUCACAGCACAUAGCAGAAGCGUUAUGCUCCCUACCUAACCUGACUAACCUGACACUGAGAGGAGGUUGUUACCAGGAGGAGUUCUAUUCUCAUCUGAAUGAGAAGGCUUCAACCUUGAAGGUCCAUACUCUUGAGAUUUGGAAUGAUGAGCCUCUAUCAUCAGCCUCUUCACAUCACAUAGCAGAAGCGUUAUGCUCCCUACCUAACCUGACUAACCUGACACUGAGAGGAGUUUGUGACCAGGAGGAGUUCUAUUCUCAUCUGAAUGAGAAGGCUUCAACCUUGAAGGGUUCUUUCCCCCAGAUCAGUAAAGGAAAUUUCAUAUUCAAUUUCAUGCCUCAGAAGGAUCUUCAAUCAUUCUUACAAGCAGUCAGUGAUGAGAUACGAUUAAAAUCUAAAGAAGCCCAUUACUAUCAAGAACGUCCCAAGGAAUCAGAAGUAUCUACUGAAACAAUUUCAGAGGAUUUCCCUACACAUCAGGAUGAUCCAAACCCUGCAGUUAAGAGGGAGCAGAGUGAGCAGAAUGAAACUCAAACCCAGACUACUGAGGAGGAUCAUACUGAUGAUGAAGAAUACGACCUGAUCAAUCUGGAAAAGUAUGGUAUUACUGUCAAAAUUUCAAAGCAUGAAAUUUACGGCGCAAAGGACAUCACCGUGGAAGUGAUUGAAGAGGUCCCACCUGAGCUGGAGCUGAAGGAGACAGAACCCAUCAUUUCAGUUGGAUUGAAGAUGUCGCCUUCUGAUGCGAUCUUUGACAGUCCUGUGAUAGUAACGAUGCCCCAUUGCGGUAUAUUCACAAAGCCGGAGCAGGCAGAAGUCUUCAUCUACUAUCGUCAUAAUGGUUCGACAAGGUUUAAGGCGAUUCAUUCAACAAGCACGAGUAAUCCACGAUGUAUUGUCAGAGAUUAUGAUCUAGAUAUAUUCUUGGACCACUUUUCUGAAUUUUGGAUUGGUGGUGUCAUAGGACGGUUGUUCCAUGGGAAACGUUUGUAUUGUACACCAUGUAUUCCUGUACCAGCUCUGAGGAAUGAGGAUCACAUGGUUUAUGUUCAUGUGAGAGAUGCAAGCAUCAAAGAAAGCGAGAUCCUGAAGGGAUAUGAGGCUCCAAUCUCCGAAGAAGAAUUCCAAGUGUGGUGGGGCUGGGGAGGAUUAGAGAUCACAUUCAAAGAAAGCCCAACGGAGAAACGAAAGAUUCUUGAGAAUUUUUACUAUGUGAAGAAGGAGAAAGUGAUGUUCGAGUUGGAAACACGAAGCUUCAGCAGAAAUAAAGUGUUAUUGCACUUCAUAUUGAAACAGUGGACAAGAAAAGAACUCAUCGUCCCAAUGACGCUAAGUGCCGAGGAUCCCACAUCAGCCAGUAAUAUGCCACCAGUCAACAAUCCAUCAUCAUCAUCUAGCAUCCCUCAUCCAGUUACAUUAGAAACAACUGCUGAUUCCAGAGCACCUAUGGAAGAGUCUGUAAUGGAUUUCGAUGACAUUCUGAGGGAAAUUGCUAAGCAGGUCAACAAAAGACAGGAUGUCGAUGAUCUUGGCUGUAAACUGGGAUUUCGUCCGUCAGAAAUAGAAUCCUACUUUGAGAAUAACAGGAAUGCAUCUUACAUGGGUACGCUACAGAUGCUUCGUGAUUGGAGGAAAAGAACACUUGAAGCAGAAGAACUAGAAUUGUUGAGGAAUGCUCUUAUUGACAUCAGGUUUAUUCGUCUGGCAGACGAGUUACUAGUUGAUGGCAAACAGAAGUGUCGUAAGCAGGGGCAGGAGGACAGUAAACCCCUUUAUCCAAAGAGAGCUGGACCGAGGAAAAGUUCGCCUCCUCCUUUGAAGAAAACAAAGUUCAAAUAAAUCACAAGAGAGGGGCAGAAAAAGUUAAAAGAAAGGAAACAUAAUUUGUACCAUUACAUGGUAUUAUACCGAAAAUCCGAAAUACCUUUCUUUUUUCCCACUGCGCAUUUUGAGAGAGUGGAUUUGGAUGAAUACUUUUUUGACCUAUAGCAUACCUAAGGGGGGUUCUGAUGAGUCAAAGCUGAUCCAGGGGAUGUGCCCCAACCCCCCCCC
Messenger RNA from Lytechinus variegatus (green sea urchin), 5813 nucleotides. RefSeq lists its product as uncharacterized. Bases 510 to 5600 code for a protein of 1696 amino acids. The record is from RefSeq and is a predicted model, not a curated record. Gene Ontology annotation, biological process: signal transduction. Gene Ontology annotation, molecular function: protein binding. Lineage: Eukaryota; Metazoa; Echinodermata; Echinoidea; Temnopleuroida; Toxopneustidae. The transcript has 20 exons.